Molecule: messenger RNA, 3620 nt
Organism: Caretta caretta (loggerhead turtle)
Lineage: Eukaryota; Metazoa; Chordata; Testudines; Cheloniidae
Gene: ASB14
Product: ankyrin repeat and SOCS box containing 14
Biological process (GO): intracellular signal transduction
Cellular component (GO): cytoplasm
Molecular function (GO): protein binding
Source: RefSeq, a predicted model, not a curated record
GCUUCUGCUGUUUCUGGAAAUCCACAAUUAACCAGAAGAUUUAAAAAACUGCCUCCUAUACAGAACUUUUUUUUCCUCGUUGCUUGUGAUCCAAGUUAUACAAAUAUAAAAUGUCUGAUUCUAAAUAUGUGAAUGAUGAAGACUUUGAUGAUGACAUCCCCACCCAGAAUGUUAUUCAACAAAGCUUGCAGCAUAUCCAUAGAAGUGAGACAGUUACAGAUACUGCAGAGAGUGAUAGAUUCCAUUUUGUUAUGAGCAAAGAACAUGGAAAGAUAAUCACAGCAAUACGUGCAGGCCAAGAAGCAGUCUUGCUGAAGUUGAUGGGGCACUGUUUUGCUUUUAAGGAAGCUGAUCAGCGAGGCUGGCUUCCUUUGCAUGAAGCUGCAGCACAAUUAAACAAGAACGUCCUAGAAAUAACUCUGAAAGCUUCAGACCCCAUUGUGUGGGAGCAGACCAGUCUGAAAGGGGAAACUCCUCUCUUUGUAGCAGUAGACAAAUGCUUCUUAGACAAUGUCCACUUUCUCCUGCUCAGUGGCUGCAACCCUAAUGUUAAGAAUGAAGAAGGAGAUUCUUCUUUAGUUAUAGCAAUUAAACAUGAUUUAUAUGAAAUUGCCUCCCUGCUGAUAAGGUUUGGAGCAAAUGUAAACUUGCAGUGUGUCAAUAAGAGGACAGCUUUACAUGAAGCAGCCAGACUAGGCAGGAAAGAUAUGGUGAACCUUCUGCUUUGUUCUGGAGCUGAUCCUGAUCCCCGCAGUGCAUAUGGGCUCACUCCCCUAGCACUGGCUGCGCAGAUUGGGCAUACAGAAAUUAUGGAAAUUUUACUGCGAAAAGGUGCUGAUGUCCUUUCGCAGGCAGCUGAUUGUGCUUCCAUAUUAUUUGAAGCUGUUGGAGGAGGAAAUCCAGAUUCACUGUCUCUUUUACUAGAGUAUGGAGCUGAUGCCAAUGUGCCAAAACACACAGGUCACUUGCCUAUCCAUAGAGCUGCAUACAGAGGACACUUUCUAGCUUUAAAGCAAUUAGCUUCAGUUACUGAUUAUGCUGCCAUUAAGGAGAGUGGGAUAAGUCCAGUUCACUCAGCAGCAGCAGGAGCACAUCCUCAGUGCCUUGAGUUUCUCCUCAAAUCUGGGUUUGAUGCCAAUUUCAUGUUGCAUGAGAGGGUUUGCAAAGGCUAUGAUGAUCAGAGGAAAUCAGCUUUAUAUUUUGCUGUCUCAAAUGGGGAUAUUUGCUCAACUCAGCUGCUUCUGGAUGCUGGAGCCCUGCCAAAUCAAGAUCCCAUUAAGUGCCUCCAGCUAGCCUUGAGAAUGGGCAACUAUGAGCUAAUCAAUCUACUGCUUCGGCAUGGGGCCAAUGUAAAUUACUUCUGCAGAGUGAAUACGACGCAUUUCCCCUCAGCUCUGCAGUAUUCUCUAAAAGAUGAAAUCAUGUUACGAAUGUUGCUGAAUUAUGGGUAUGAUGUGUACCGCUGCUUUGAUUGUUUUCAUGGAGACAACAUUCAUUCCCCAUAUGCCUUUGAAGGAUGGACUCCUUCUGUUAUCAAAGACAACAUGUUCUGUGAAGUGAUAACUCUAUCGUGGCUGAAGCACAUAGCUGGGAAAGUAGUGCGAGUGAUGCUAGAUUAUGUUGAUCAUGUUAGCAUCUGCUGUAAGCUGAAAGCAGUUCUGGAGGAACAGACACUAUGGCCAGAAAUCAAUUCCAUUUUGACAAAUCCACGUUCUUUGAAACAUCUUUGUCGUCUGAAGAUUCGGAAAUGCAUGGGUCAUUUGCAUCUGCGUUGUCCUGUCUUCAUGACAUUCCUUCCACUGCCCAAUCGGUUGAAAGAAUAUAUACUGUACAAAGAAUAUGAUCUUUACGGACAAGGAAACUUGCUAGGAACCCACUAACCCAACUGCAUAGAAUCAUAGUCCUAUAUUUUUGAGAGAGGAUGCAAGUGGACAAAGACUAUAUUGUGUGCAAUUCUUUUUCUCUACUGGGAUUUUAGCUUCUAAAAACCAACAAGUCACUUUGGUGAAAAUUUUUCUGGAUAAAAAUAAAAAAGUAUAGUACAGAAUAAGUAUUAGUAUUAGAAAGUAUUAGUAGCCCUCUUAGCAGAAAAAGCAUCCAGAACUUAACAGAAGCAAUUACAGGUAAUGGCAAUAUAAUUUUAAAGUUAUCUAGCAUCAACGCUUAGGUCAGCAUUUUCAAACAACAUAUAGAAUGGGAAGUGUCCUUCAAGACAGGUGGGUCAGGUUGUAACUAGGAGUUCAAAUUCUUCUCCCAACUUCUUUGGGCUGCAACUCUUGUUAUACUUCUACAUUCUGCUUCUGGUUGGAGCAAAGUACUGUCCUAACAACCUACAUGGUGGUAUUUCAAUUUCUGACUAGAACCAGCGAGAGGCAGAGGCUUUCUUCUCCCCUCACUCCCAAGCAAGAAGAGCUGGACGGAAGAUGAAGUUGUUUGACAAGGUUUUGACUUUUCAAGGUUUGUUAUUUCAUCCAAUUAGCCAAUCCCCAGUUUUAAACAGUGAAAUGGGGUUAAUGGCCAUGGAAUUCUUUUUAUGAACAGAACAUCAGUCAGUAGUGAAACAUUAGUGGGUUUUUUUAUUAGAUGUCUGCUUUCCUGCUAGAUAGGGUAGUUCCACAUCUCAUUCUUGGUAUUUAAAUGUCUUGUUACCAUAGUAAUUAAGUGCUGGUCUUCAUAUAAUAUGAUCUAGAGCAAUCUUAUUUUUUCUUCUGAAAAGUUAUUUAUAAGGAUGUCCACAGAUGUUUGGAGUAUAUUUUGGCCCAGCUCCCUCAAUUUCCCACCUAUUGCCAUAUUUGGGGGACAAGUUUAAAGAGUAUUGGUUGAAUUUACUUUGUAUCACGUGUGGCAUUUGAGUACCAUCCAAUGCAAUGUUAAUGCAGAACUUGGAAAUGUAAAAUGAAUUAUGAUUAGGCCCUGUGGGUGAUAAAAUGGAGACCCUUUCCCUGGUGGGACUUGAACAUUUCAAAAGGGCACAUUAUUGGAUACUGUUGUCUUGUAAGGUAAUGCCACUAUGCACUGAAUAAUGCUUUGUAUAUACUAUGUAUUAGUACUCUAAUACAGUACAGUACAUAGCUAAACAUUUACAAACCCUUAAAUUUCUCCAAGCUAGGAACAGUUUCAGGUGUACAAAAUACUGCAGAAGAAACAGAUAUAUAAAAAUGAGCAGUUCAAUAAACAUGACAGGCAUUAAUAGUAUUUAUUUUUUCAUAAUCAAGUUUAUGUUCAGGUAAGUACAGAUUUUUAUUUAUACAUGCAUCUGUAUCACUUAAGUUACAUAAUUCAAAAGUCUAUUUCCCCCUCAAAAAUCUAUAAACUUUAUAAAAUACAGAUUGGACUAGUAUGUUAUGACUCAUUACUUCUUACAGGGUGCCUACUCAAGUACUGAACAAAACUAAUAAGCAGGUAGGAAAUAUGCAUUAGUAUCUGUAUUAAUGGGUCUGAACCAAUCAGGUUGUGCUGGUAUAACUUCUGUACCCAUCAAUUCUGUUCAUUAACAUAACCACAGUUCUUUAGAAAGUACUAUGCAUGCAUGUGACAAAACAAACAAGAUGUGAAUUAACACCAGCUAAUGUAACAAGGAUGUUUUCUUUGACUGUUCAGACUUUGAUAGUUGCAAAAAU